Molecule: messenger RNA, 5323 nt
Organism: Ooceraea biroi (clonal raider ant)
Lineage: Eukaryota; Metazoa; Arthropoda; Insecta; Hymenoptera; Formicidae
Product: transcription factor CP2-like protein 1
Biological process (GO): regulation of transcription by RNA polymerase II
Cellular component (GO): nucleus
Molecular function (GO): DNA-binding transcription activator activity, RNA polymerase II-specific; RNA polymerase II cis-regulatory region sequence-specific DNA binding
Source: RefSeq, a predicted model, not a curated record
AUGAUUAAUUAUUUCUCAUAAUUAAUAUUGUUUAUUAACGCUACGCGCAUUUGAAGAAGCUGUUCUAAUAAAAACAGAAUGAGGAAUGCGAAAAUAUCUUUUUUUGGAAGGAAAAAAAGAAACAAUGCAUCAAAGAUUGUUAUCGAUUGAGAAGAACGAGUUCUUCACUUUGAUCAUUGUUAAUAUCGGAAUUUGUGUGUGUCUGUGUGUUUUGGGAUAGCAAUGAGAACAAUCUAAUUUGUGGAAUUGUUUGUAUCUUACAGUUACUGAAUUAGCAAACGUUAAGAGAAAAUCUCAUUCUAUUAUAUUUAAAAUUAAAAAUAAAAAAUUUGAAGCUUUCGUGCUGGUUACUACUUUCAAUUCUGGUUUCCAGAUUGAAGCCACGUUUUUUGUCAUUUAUUUCCGAUGUUUCAUCCACUUCAUCAGGAGUUUGAAACGUCGAAAUUAAAAUGACAAAACGCGGCUUCAACCCGCAAACUAGAACUGAUAGUAUGUUCUAGUAAAAUUAUAUAAAAAUAUAAAACCUUUAUCAUUAUCAUUCUCUAGAUCUAGUAGUGGCACAUAAGUACAGGAUUAUAACUUUUCCGAAAUAAUAAAAAUAAGAAAAAGUUAAAUUGCGUCGGAGGUCCUAAAUCUCAUUUUCUACGAAACAUAUUUCCCAUCAAUAUGGUAUACGUAAAGAAUGUGUUGCUUGUAAAUGUGCAGUGGCGCGAAGUCGAUCGUCAUUAUCUUGUAGCCGUUAACGUAGAUAUAUCUUCUUAAAGGUCGUGACCGAACUGCCCCUCGUACACUGUCGUAGCCACGAGUUCCAUUUUAUUGUCUAAAAUAUUAUGCGCGAAUGCAUAUCUUCUUUAUAUUAAGAAAUGUCUCCAUCAUACAUCUUUCGUCGCAAUUAUAUUUUUAAAGAAUUGGAUAUUUUUUCUUAAGAUAAAUAUCUACGUUCAAAUGCUUUAUAAUAUUCUUGUCAUGCAUUUAAUUAAGUUUAACGAUAUUACACAUGAACCAUUAAACUUAUAAAGUAACUUGUAAAGUAACAAAAUUUUGAAAAAAUAAUAUAAUUUCAAAUCAAUAAUUAAUUUACCUGACGAUAACAGAAUAUAAAUCUUUAAGAAGCAUGCGACUUAAUUAAAUCACCAUUGCUUUUGUGUGAAAUUUCGACAUCGUUAGACAUCCGCAUUCAGCGAGUGCAUCAUUUGUCCAAAGCAUCAUUCGAUACGCAAUUCAAGCGAUGUCGCUACGAAGAUCUUCUCAAGACUGACUGUUCAACUUGUGCGCCCUGUCUUCUUACACGUCCGACGCCUUUUCGCCCACGUGGUCAUCCCGCCUGAUAACUCGACAUACGCACACAUACAAUGUAUCACGCAGAUUGGCUUGCCCGACAAAAGAGAGAGAGACAGAGAGAAAACGAGAAAGAGAGGAGAUCGAUAGAAGCCAGUUCGCCAUAACUGGCGGAACUUGGUGAAGGUGCACGCACGUAGUCGGUCAGUUCCGGUGGUGUGUUCCUUGCCCAGGUGUGUUGAUCCACCGCUGCAGCCGAAAUAGGAUGAAGUGGUGUGAGGUCGAUAGGUCCCGAGUGUCGUUGCUGCAGAGUCGACGUUAUCCACCCGUCACCACCAAGAGCCGGCGCCGUCACGUUGCUCAGGAGACGAAAGAUAGGCCAACUACGAUGCAUCAUCAGCUUCACGUCGGUUACAACGGCGCCCAAGGCGGAUCCAUCGGGAGCAAUGGCUCUGGUCAAGGCUGGACCACGCAAGUGGAGGAACUCGCGGAGCACCUCGCCGCUGAUUUCGAUGGAUUAUCCGCACUCGCGACAUCUGAUCUUGCAACGGCUGUUGCCUCCUACAACAUGAGCGAAGCCCUUCUCGCUUUGCCAUCGCUAACUGUCUUCAAGCAGGAAGCUCCGUCACCCGAGAAUCAACAUAAUAAUUUAAAUCACGUGUCGCAAAGAGCGAUCAAUACUGCGUCUGUCAAUAAUGGAAAUGUCAGCUCCGUUGAAGCUGACAACAACAACAAUGGCCAAACUGCUACUACCCUCCACCAACUCUUGUAUUCUUCCAAUGAGGAAUACCCGCCGACUUCGACCGCAACGAAUCAUGUUUCUUCUUCUCAGCAGGGAAACGAGUUGAACGAGGACUGCCGUUUCCAGUAUGUCUUAGCAGCCGCUACCAGUAUCGCCACCAAAGUAAACGAAGAGACGCUGACGUAUCUGAACCAGGGACAGUCAUAUGAAAUCAAACUGAAAAAAUUGGGCGAUCUGUCUGCAUACCGCGGAAAGAUUCUGAAGGGACAUCCAACAUUUCUGUUCCAGUCGACGAUCCGCAUUUGCUUCCAUGAGCGGCGUCUGCAGUACACGGAACGGGAACAGAUGCUGGCCUGGCAACGCGCUAGGCCAGGCGAGAGGCUGUUGGAGGUUGACGUACCCCUCAGCUAUGGAAUGGUGGACGUAUACCAGCCAUCACCAUCUAACAACAGUGUAGAUUUCAUGUGGGAUCCCACGAAGGAAGUUGGCGUUUAUAUCAAAGUUAAUUGCAUAAGUACCGAAUUUACGCCGAAGAAGCACGGUGGCGAGAAAGGCGUUCCCUUUCGAAUCCAAGGUGGAGACCCGGUCUGCCGGGAGGACGCGUCUACACGCCGCCCAUGCCAAGUGAAAGUCUUCAAGUUGAAAGGAGCGGACCGCAAGCACAAGCAAGAUCGGGACAAAAUAUUGAGACGUCCUCCUCACGAACAGGACAAGUACCAACCCAGCUACGACUGCACCGUUCUCUCCGAUAUUCCGUUGGAGUCCUUAUCACCCUCAAGUCCGACGCAGAAUGGUGGAAGCCCGUUCGUCUCAACAGAUGCAAUAUCACCGCAGACACGUUCGACUAUUGGUGGUAAUUCUUCUCCGGUAGUAGCUCCUCUAGCACUUUCAGUUUCUAAUUCCGGUAUCGUGCCAUUGGUUCCGGCUUCCGACGCUGUGAAGGAGAACGUGGGAACGGCACCAGCCUUGCCAUCGCCUGCGGCCAUACUUCCGGAUCAACCUUGCAUCGAGAGUGAUAGUGCUCCUUGUCUCACCGAAUUACCGCCCGACGCGAAUGCCACGCAAACAACUGCUUGGCUCCGUGCAAGUCGAUUUAACGCGUUCGAGUCGACGUUUGCCAGUUUCUCCGCAUCGGAUAUUCUGCGUCUGUCUCGAGAGGAUCUCAUCCAAAUUUGCGGAGUGGCGGACGGCAUUCGAUUGUUCAACACGCUGCACUCCAAGGCGCCGACCCCAAAGCUGACCCUCUAUUUCUCACUGGAGGGCAAUGGCUCACUCUGGAGAAUCGCCUACCUCGACAAUUUAACAAGCUCCGCGCUCACGAACAAGCUACUCAAUACUCUAAACCUGCCUCCUGACCGACUGCACUCGAUAUUGUUUCUAGGACCACAGGGUAUACACGUGUUAGUUACCGAUGAUCUGGUAGCGAAUAUGAAGGACGAGAGUAUGUAUCUCGUUGAGACUAUCAGAGAUCCAGGCAGCGAGCGUUAUAAAUUGCUGAUAAAGUCGAAAAAUAUUUAAGCAAUUUAUAGGGAUUUUAUUAUAUAGUUAUUUAAAAGAUAAAAAAACAAAAGGCAAAUUUUAUAACGGCAGUAUUUGUGACAAAUACGUGCGAGAAAGAUUACUAAUCUUUAAGUACGAUAAUCAUGCUAAAGUAAAGAGCAAUGGAUUAGAAAUUGUUAAUCUGAUUGCGCUGUCUUGCCCUAUGUGUUUAUCUAUUUGCAUAUGAAAUUGUACGCGGCAUAUUGUAACUGAACAACUGAAACACAUGCUCAUUUAUAGGUGACUUCGAUCUAGUAAGAUUUUUCUGAGUAUAAAUCUAUUUUUUAUAUUAUGAAUAUCAUAUUGCCAUUGCGUUGUGUGUGUCGAAUUUGUUGAGAUGUGCAAAUAUUCAGACUCUUUAAACAGUUUUCGACAUCCCAUUUUCGCAUCUAUGCGACUUGAAGUCACUGAAACUCGAUAAUUUCAAGUGACUCCAAGACAAUACAAUACACUUAAUACAAUGAAGAAAACAACGAGUGCCAAUUAUAUAAUUUUGUAGAAGAGUAUAUUUAUAUACUACUUCGUUUAUCGUAGUUAUGUAUGGAACGAAUUACCUCGAGAAUAGCGAGAAUUAUGUACAAAUAUCGGAUCUCGUAUAAUUGCAUGACUAUAUCCGAAUAUUUUGAAAUUGUGGAUAUUGCGUAAAGAAUAUAUUGUUCGAACAAAUGCAGAAAUAUUGAAUAUCUGCAAGAUUUAUAUUUGCAAAACGACCGCCUGGUCAAGUUUGGAAAAGUAUUUACUUAUAUCCAGAAGUCACGGUAAAAAACUGAGAAAGAGAUAUUUACGCAAAUAAAAAUACGAUUGUCAAUCGUUUUUAGUUGCAAUUUAUAAAGAGACGGUCGGUUUCAAAUAUAUGUAUAUGUAUACAUGUAUAUGUGUCACACUGAAAGUUAUUGUAAAAUUUUGAUAGCAUAUAUUUUAGUUAUACAUUGUUAUAACGAUUGUUUGUUGAUUUAAUAAUUCUUACAUUAAUAGUAAAUCUUUUAGGUACUUUUCUAAGUUUUAAACUUUUAAACAUAUAAAAUUAUUGUUUGAAGUAAAAUUAAAUAACGUUAUUAUUAUGAAUAGCAACUGAACGUGCAAAUUCUUAAAUAAUGGUAAACUAAUUUUAUCAGUGCCUUACGAAUAAACUGCCAAUAGACAUAAUUGAAUAAUAAAUAUUCGAAAGACAGUCAUAAAGUAGAGUAUAUAAAAAAUAAUAUUUCUAACUGUUUUAUUGCAAAAAUAUGUAUGUUAACAAACUUUUUGUAUCAAGAUUUUUGAGAUUCUUUGUGAAAUUUUAUAAAAUAUAAGAUUAUAUUUUUUUGCAAUUUUAAUUUUAUAGACCAAUGCAGCUCUGAUUAUAGGCUACCGCCUAUUAAUACUUAAUAAUAGUUCUAAAAAUUUAUUGCAAAAAUUGAUUAUACAUGUUUAGGGAUGUAAAAUAAUAAUUUGUGAUGCGACAAAUGUAUUGAAUAAUGGAAUAAUUAAUAUGCGUAGCAAUUGUUAUUACGAACAAUCGCAUUUGUAAUGCGUUUAUAACUGCUUACUACAUUUUAAUUACGUGAUCAAUUACGAGUUUAUUCAUAUUUUGCUAUAGUUAUAAAUAAGUAUAAAUUUUAUGUAUAUGUUAUGUGAUAAUACAGUUUAUUUUGUCUGUUAUAACUUAAAAGUUGAAAUAUGCGUUAAUAUUUUAAUCUAAAAUUAUAUUGAUAUGUUAAUUGUUGCAUACCUCGUACGAAUGUUUAAGUCAAAGAAAUUGUGCAAUAAAUACUUUUUCAUAUC